Messenger RNA from Gossypium arboreum, 1939 nucleotides. Its product is annotated as protein FLX-like 4. The transcript has 4 exons. The coding region runs from base 666 to 1604 and encodes 312 amino acids. The record is from RefSeq and is a predicted model, not a curated record. Lineage: Eukaryota; Viridiplantae; Streptophyta; Magnoliopsida; Malvales; Malvaceae.
GUAAGAGUGUAAAACGGGCAAGAAACGGAUUGUUAUCCGUGGGAUAUUAAGCAGCCCACUUAUUCUUCCCCCUUUCCACAAAUUCAUAACCUAAUGGUUUACCACCUAAAUUAGUUUUUGAUUUAUAAAUUACACCCUAAUUUGUUUUUGUUCAUUUUUUUGAAAAGUCAUUUCUCUUUCUUGUUAUCAUCUUCCUCCUACCAUCGUUCCCAUCGUUCAUCUCCUCUCUCGUCUCUGCAAAUCAGUUUUUUUCCUCUUCUCUUCUCAUCUCAAUUCUCACCCACCGCCGUGUCCGCUGGUUUUUGCCGGAUCUCUGUCGGAAUCCGUGUCGGAUCGUGUCGACACCGAUACUGCACCCCAAAUUGCCGAGUCCGGGUAACGAAGGUAGUGAUGCAUGUAGAUGACUCCUCACUGGCUUCUCUUUAUACAAUUUGGUUGUAGUUUGGGGGUACUUGGUCUUUCAAAAUUUUGUUCCUAUAAUGUGGUUGUAGAAGGGUAAGCUCUUUUCUCCAUUAUCAUAUACGUGGCCUUCAUUCCUGUGACUGACCCUCGCCCUUUUUCUCUCUUUACCAAAGAAAAGAAGAGCAGUUAGUAUCCAUACCUAAGGUGUUCACUAUCUAGAUUACCAUUUACAUGUGACCUAGUCUGAGUGGAUUCUGAGACAGAUGGAUUCUAGAAAAAUCCGAUCAGCGUAUGAGGGACGUUCCAUCCAGGCUCCAAGUGCGAUACGACAUGGUUCACUUGCUGGCUCAGGUCCUUCUGCUGCUCGUGGGGCUUUGGAGCCACUUCUACGACCUGAGCUUUUAGAGAACAAGAUUGCUUCUCAGGCUGCAGAAAUUGAGCAACUUGCUAGAGACAAUCACAGAUUGACAGCUAGUCAUGUCACGUUGAGGGAGGAUGUUGUGGCUGCUCGUCAUGAAGCACAGAAACUCAAGGAACACAUUAGAAGCAUCCAGAAUGAGAGCGAUAUUCAGAUCAGGGUUCUGCAGGAAAAGAUUGCAAAAAUGGAACCGGAUAUUCGGGUUGGUGAGAGUGUUAAAAAGGAGUUGCAACAGGCACUUAUUGAGGCACAAAAUUUAGUCAAAGUGAGACAAGAGUUAAUUGCCCAAAUUCAACAGGCCUCGCAGGAGUUGGUAAAAACUCGUUCUGAUGUUAAGUGUCUGCCGGAGUUACAUGCUGAACUUGAAGAUUUGAGGAAAGAGCACCACAGAUUACGCGUUACAUUUCAGCAUGAAAAAGAGUCAAACAUAGAGCAGGUGGAGCAAAUGCAAGCUAUGGAGAAGAAUCUAAUCCGGAUGGCAAAAGAAGUUGAAAAGCUACGCGCUGAAGUCUUGAGUGCUGAGAAGAAAAUGAAUGGAAUGGUACCAUAUGCUGGUGGCUACAUGAAUCCUGAUCCUUCAUAUGCACCACCUUUUCAAGGUGGCACCACCUAUUUUGAUGGCUACAGUCGGCCUGUAAUGCAGACAGGUCUUGGGCCAGUAGAGGGCCUAAUCCCUUAUGGUAAUAGUACCAAUGUUCCAGCUGCUAUUGCUGCAACCGGUAGUCAAACUGUCCCUAGCUCAGUUUGGGGAGCACCCUACGAUCCAUCACUUGCUCAGAGGUAAACUAGGCGAAGCUGCCUUGAAAGCCUCACCUUGACCCUGGAUUGUUAGCUUUAUGCUGUUAAAGAUAUCAGCAGUUAAUAAAGCACCACAGAUUACAAUAUGGGCAUCCCAUAUUUUACCCUCAAAUUAGCAACUCGGUAUCCAUUGCACGCUAAACUGUUCAAUUGAAACUAUGUAUGCUUUUAGAAUACAGAAAGGUGAAAGAACUAGGUCUUCCUUGCGUUUGAAGCAAUUACAAGAUGAAUGGCAUAUUAGUCCCCAACUUUUGCGCCUGUAAAUAUGAUUUCUGGAUAUAAUAUUUAAUAAUUCCAAGUAUUUUGUUUUAUAUUCUCAAA